Molecule: messenger RNA, 693 nt
Organism: Hemiscyllium ocellatum (epaulette shark)
Lineage: Eukaryota; Metazoa; Chordata; Chondrichthyes; Orectolobiformes; Hemiscylliidae
Product: clarin-3
Exons: 3
Coding region: 1-693 (230 amino acids)
Source: RefSeq, a predicted model, not a curated record
AUGCCAUCUCUGAGGAAGAAGUUAAUGUUUCUGGGAGGAUUUUCUGUCAGUCUGGUGACUUGCAUGUUAAUAUCUGCAAUAUUAGCAAUGGAUUCAUGGGUUGACACUGCAGUAACCUGCGAGAAUAAAAGUGGUGAUGCAGUCGGAGAAAUGAACCUUAAGUAUGGAUUGUUUGAUGGACAGCGUGAAAAAUCUGGCUGUCCAAUUUUCAUACCUGAUGGCAGUAUAAAAGUUUUGGAAUGUUUUAAAAAUGCAAACACUGCAAGAGCAAUCCACAUCCUAGUUAUCCUGUUCAUUGUGUUUGGGUUGUUGUUUUCACUGCUAAGUGCCAUAGUCACCCUGUACAAUAGCAUCAGUAAUCCAUAUGAGAACAUCUGUGGGCCAGUCGGUGUUUACACUUGUAGCUCCAUAAGUUGUGUUUCAACAUUUCUGGCAAUGGUUCUAUUUGCAGUGAAUACAUCAGUGAACAAUUUAUCCACAGUAUUGAUAAGCAACUCAAUUCAAGAAGGCCUGGCCACAUUCAGGCUUAAGGUUGAUAAUUAUGAUUAUUCAUUUUGGCUUAUCUUGCUGUCUCUGGCUCUUAAUGUCACUACAAUUGGAAUCGUCUACGCAUAUCAACAUGCAAAUUAUACAAGAGAAAGAGAACAGAAAAGACCGAUGGAAAUCGCCCCGAAGGAUGUUUUGAUGUAUUAA